This is a messenger RNA of Eufriesea mexicana, 5484 nucleotides long. It is a transcript of the gene kibra, whose product is annotated as WW and C2 domain containing protein kibra. Gene Ontology annotation, cellular component: cytoplasm. The transcript is spliced from 13 exons. The record is from RefSeq and is a predicted model, not a curated record. Gene Ontology annotation, molecular function: kinase binding; molecular adaptor activity. Bases 1230 to 5255 code for a protein of 1341 amino acids. Lineage: Eukaryota; Metazoa; Arthropoda; Insecta; Hymenoptera; Apidae. Gene Ontology annotation, biological process: regulation of hippo signaling; regulation of DNA-templated transcription; negative regulation of organ growth.
GAGGAAGAGAGAGUGAGUGAGAAGCAUUGCCAAGCGCACACGGUAUGAACGUCCAGUGGCAUGUUUCAAACACUCAACAUGCUUGUAGUUGGCGCGAGGUUGUAGUAUCGUCGAAACGAAAGAGUAGUUUGCGCGUAUUCUUGGCACUUGAAACAACGGACUUGACAGAGUGUACAAUUCUUGCGAAGCCAUGUUCAAUUCGAUCCAUGAACGAGCAAAAGUGUCUUGCGGUAACCGUAACAGUGUCCUGCCGUGUAAGUAAAAACGGAGUGAAAUAACGUGCGGGGGAACGCAAGGCGAAUUCUGACAUUCCUUCAAGGAAACGUCGCAUUGAUUCGCGCUGCCUUUUGCACACGACGAGCGCAAAGUUUAGUGCAAGAAGGAAAAGGGAGCACGGUGAAAUGUACUCGAUAGUACCGGCAUUAACGUGCACUUCUUAAAGCGGGUCGCAGACGCAGAUGCUGUCCCGUCUCUGCUCUGAGAAACUCGUCGUCGUUCCUGUUGCUCGAAAAGGAGAACGACGUGAUUGGUACGCGUCAGAACAAUUUAUCAAUUUUCUUCCAAAAAUUAAUCAAUGAAAUGUGCAUCUGAACAACAUUUGCAAGUGUUGGCCGUUUAUUUGCCGGCACAGUGCCGUAAGUAUUUUUAGAGUGAACCUGUUUCCCGAUGGUGUAGAAGGUAUGAUAAUUGUGUAAGAACAGUAGGAAUCAAAGGAUGGUGUAGAACAUCACACGUGAUUCGCAAAAUCAAGGCCCUAAUAAACAGCGGGUAAGAGUGUAAAUAGAAGUGAACCACAAGUGAGACGGCAGGAAGGGUGAAAGUGUUUUUUUUGCCAAAUUCGGUUCUCUUUGGUGGUGUGAAGAAAGUAAUUUGAAGGCUGUGCUAUUUGUAUAUUUUUUCCCCUCUAUAUUGCAAAGUGACCAGUGCGGGAUUAAAAGAAAAAAGUGUUACAAUAAUGUAACGGGCAUCUAUACGCGCUCUUGUACAAAUGUAGGACCACGGUACCGUCUCAAGGCAAGAUACCAACAGUGGACUUUUCUUCGACGGCCAGCUAUGUUAACGGUGGAAUUCCGCUCGAGAGGAAUCUGAAGGCGGGGACUCUGACGUCACUCCGCUCAUGAUAAUGAGCGUGUAUGUGGCACGGGGAGUGUGUGCUCGCGCGCACAGAUAUGUGCCUGUCGACUGGUCGGUGAUAGAGAGUUUUGGAUGGAUUUAGAGCGCAGUGAAAUAUGCCAAGGAGACGGAAUGGGGAGAUACCGCUUCCGGAAGGGUGGGACGUCGCGCAAGACUUUGAUGGAAAAGUGUAUUUCAUCGAUCACAACACAAGAAAAACAACGUGGAUCGAUCCUAGAGACAGGUUCACCAAACCUCAAACGUUCGCAGAUUGUAUUGGAAACGAGCUUCCACUUGGAUGGGAAGAAGCUUAUGACAAGCACGUGGGUGCAUACUACAUUAAUCAUGUCAAUCAGACGACGCAGCUCGAGGAUCCAAGGCAAGAAUGGCGAGCCAUUCAGGAGGCAAUGCUUCGAGAAUAUCUUCAGACCGCACAGGACGUACUCGAGGCGAAGAAGGAGAUCUACGAUGUGAAGCAACAGAGGCUAUGUCUGGCCCAGGAUGAGUACAAUCACCUCAACAACGCUUUAACGACGCUCGGCGCUUCGCGCACAAGUUUGUGCUCCAGUUCAAGUUCAUUGAGUACCAAGUACGAUCCGGAUCUCUUGAAAUCCGAUGUCGCGCUCGCUAGGAGUCGAGUUUCCCGGCUGAAACGAGAGCUCGAACAAAUCCGAGCUGAAAUGAACUGUACGCAGCGAGGAGUGGACACUCUCGCAAGCGUCGAGCAAAAGUUGAGCGGACACCAUGGCGGUUGUUACAACAUCACGGAGGCUCAGGCGAUCAUGACGGAGCUUCGAAAUAUUCAAAAGUCGCUGAGUUCGGGCGAAAAGGAGAAAGCUGAAUUGAUGCAGUCUCUGGCUCAACUAAAGGACGAGCUGACGAGACUGCAACUCUGCGAAGGUAGUCCCGAGGCCAGCACGCUCAGCUUACCUCAGGAAAAGCUUAGUACUGCGUCUCAAACAGAUCUGUCAGGCGAAUUGGUCCCAAUCGGCACCCGUCUGGCCGAAAUGGCGCGAAUGAGGUUGCAGUAUGACGAAGCGAGGAAGAGGAUACAGCAUAUUCAGCAGCAACUUGCGGACCUUGAAGAAAAAGUGACACCUGGUCAAACGGAGAGCGAUAAGGACAAGUUGCUGCUGUUCCAGGAGAAGGAACAGCUGCUGCGAGAGCUAAGGAGCAUCACACCGCGCACCAGAACGCAACAAGACAUGAAAAAGAUUCAGAGCGAGAUCCGCCGCCUCGAACAGGAUCUAAACAACGCACUUGAGUUGUCGAAUAAAACGAUUACCGACCGCGUACGACUGCACGAAGAGAAACAACUGUUGUUGCAACAGCUAAGAGACGCUCUACGUUCGAUGGCGAUGCUCGAGGGUCAGCUGAAAACUCUCAGCGCGAGCACACUCUCAGUGAGCAGCAGUUCUAGCCUUGGAAGCCUUAGCACGACUAGUAGUAAGGGGUCCCUGAGCUCUGGACUGAGUUUCACCGAUAUUUAUGGUGGUCCCCAGUGUCUGGGUCCUGUUAGCUCGCAGCAAGAGCGACCAGUUGACAUGGUCGAUCUGCAUAGACGCGUGGAGAGAUUGCUCAGAGGUUCGGAACAAAACAAUCUUGUCAGUACGCCCUCGCCUGGUCGAUCGCAACCAAGUUUGUCACCGAGAUCGAGUUUGUCUAGUGUCAGUCCACCCGUUUCGCCGCUUUAUGAAAACGCCCCAAUGGGUCCACCACCCGCGUAUGAACAUGUGGAAAUGCAGAGACGGCAGCAUCAGAGACCCACAACCUCGUCCAAUGCUCAUUUAGAUGGAAAUCAAUUGGAAGAUCGUUUGGCGGAACUUAGGCUCAGUCAACAGCAAACAUCGUCACACGAACAAUCGUGCACUGGUUCCCAGGAUCGUUUGAAGUUGGUCGGUGGUCCACAUCCACCUGUUGAAUUGCAAUCUGGAAAUAUGUCUCAAGGCAGCGGCCUUGGCAGGCCUGUAUGCGUGAUGCAGCACCAAAUCCCGUCCCAGGAGCCACCGCCUCUUUCACCUAUUAGCGAGACACCUCCUCCUACUGGUAUUCGUUCGAGAGCUAGCAGUUCUGGUACGAACACUAGGUCCGUCUCAGCUGCAGUUUCUGACGAAAGUGUCGCGGGUGAUUCAGGAGUAUUCGAGGCCUCCAAUCGUAGGAAACUUCCCGGUGCAAUCGGCGAUGUAAACUCACUGGCACUUGGGGAGAUGAGCCUGGAGACGGCACAGGUGCAAAUUAAACUUAGAUAUUCUGUAAGUGAUGGUUUGCUCCAUGUUGGAAUCGAACGUGCCAGAAAUUUGGCUGCCCUUUUUAUUCCUAACAACGCUCAAGUAUAUAUAAAGGCUGCAUUGCUUCCGAUGCAACCGCCCGUUAAUCAUAUGUGUUGUACGAAACCUGUUGUGGAUCUGCGCAAACCAACCUUCGGCGAAACAUUCCCGAUUGCAGUACCACUCAACAAACUGUACACGAAGACACUGCAAGUCAACGUUUGGUGUACGAGCAGCGAGUCUGAGGAGUGCUUGGGAUCUGCCCAAGUGUCCCUUGCAGACUUUAGUCCAGAAUCGCCAAGCGUGAAAUGGUACAACAUACUCUCCUUUCGCUUCAUGCAACCAUCCGACAGCCCAAGCACUAGCACUAGCAACAGCAAUAGCAUCUCUACCAGCGUUGCAAGACAAGCUAAACACGACAAACAGGAAUCAGACUUAUCGGUGUAUCGCGGUGGACAGAAUACAAAAGAAGAAAGCAGUGACGAGAGCACUAUUAUUAGUUCUCAGACAUCGACUUUAACAAGAAAUCAAGGAUGCGAUGAGCUCCAGACAGCAAUUUCGUUAAGGCUGGAAGAGUUAGCCAAUUGCUUGGGAAGUCCGGAAGAAGAGGAUGAGAACGGUGGCAGUGAAAGCGGAAGUGAGGACAGUGACGAAGAAGGAAUUAUUGUGGAAUUUACGAUGGAAGAUAAUGUUCUGGAAGAUGUGUUAGAACACGAGGAGGAUGAAGAAUUAAAUGAGGAAGCAAGGCAGACUCAAGAUAAAGAAACCAAUACAGAGUGUGUUUUUAUCCCAGAACAAGGAAAACAGAGGAAACUUUCGGCAGCCGGUGUUACUUCUAGCGUUAUGCACGACGAUAAAAAUUCUAUUGUAAUCAAAAGGAGUCAAACUUUCUCACCUAGUGCUGCAGUUAGUAAAAAUCACUAUAUUUGUCGGUUGAAUCGAAGCGAUAGUGAUAGUAGUAUGCCACUUUACCGCAGAGGUGGACCUUUUCAACGAAAUUCAGUAGAAAGACGGUCUCUUCGAUGGCGAAGACCUUUGUCUGCACUCAGCUGUAAAACCGCCUCGAAAAAGUCCACUAAUUUACCACCUACUGCUAGAACCUCGCUAGAUCUUGAAUUAGAUCUUCAAGCACAACAUGCUAGAUUAAACAAUCUUCAAGACGAGCUAAGUAGAUUACGCGAAUUGAAACAAAGGUUAGAACAAGCGCGAGAAAAGGGGGAUACCGAUUUUGCAACGUGGUUGCUGGAGGACCACAAAUUUCAGAACCUGAUGGCACAAGCCGAAAGUGGAAAAAACGGCAAGAGUGCUGAGGAUAAAAGAGUAGAAAAAAUGUUAAAGAAAACUUCGAAAGAAAUCUAUAAAUUACGAAAAACAAAAGCUGGCAAAGGGAAACCUGAUAUUAUUUCGUUCAAAGAAAAAAUGGCUUUCUUCACACGCGUUAAUCUCAAUGUUCCUGUACUUCCACCUGAAGAUUCAUUGUGUGAGAACUCAUCGUCACCAUCACCAUCAGCCAUCCAGCACAGGAGACACGCCUCGGAACCAGUUACCACUGAAUACAUGGUUAGUAAGCUUGGUGCUCAAGGUGUUUCGAAUUUGACCACACGGUCAAAUAGUGUUCCUAGCGGAAAUACGUCCGCAAUGAGGACUGAUGGUGCCGCGACCAAUAACACGACUGCGGUCACAAAUGUGACCGAGGACGUUCCGGCAAACAGUACAAAUAAAUCUGUGAACGCGAAAGGUCGGCCUGCCGAGACGAACGCGCAUUGUCAAGAAAACGGUCAAGGUGAAAACCUAAAAUCAACCGAAGAAAACGACGGUGAAGAACCAAGAAGGUACGAAUAUGUCGUCGACAGAGUUCUCGGCGUUGAAGUGUAACACUCAUUAUUUUUACCAAUGGACAAAUCGUCUGAAUGGGUGGAUAAUUAAUGCGUACCAGUCCAGUGACCUUUAAAUGGAAACAAAGGAUUGAAAAGAACAACAAAGGAAUAUUAUUUCUCCACUUUUUUCGAAUUCCAGGUGCCAUGCACGAAGAUUGAAGAAAAUUUAGAUGAAGAACGUUUACCGAAGUACAUUUGAAAGCCACACAUAGUGAUGCUAGUGUAAC